Molecule: messenger RNA, 3234 nt
Organism: Hipposideros armiger (great roundleaf bat)
Lineage: Eukaryota; Metazoa; Chordata; Mammalia; Chiroptera; Hipposideridae
Gene: FRMD8
Product: FERM domain containing 8
Exons: 11
Coding region: 227-1618 (463 amino acids)
Biological process (GO): negative regulation of canonical Wnt signaling pathway
Cellular component (GO): plasma membrane; cytoskeleton
Source: RefSeq, a predicted model, not a curated record
GUUUCCUCCUCCCCUGCUUCCGUGUCGCAACCUCGGGAGCUGGACCCCGAGCGGGAGCUGGACCCCGAGCGGGAGCUGGACCCCGAGCGGGAGCUGGACCCCGAGCGGGAGCCGAGGUCCGAGCGGGAACCGAGGUCCCGGCCCGCGGCAGAGCCCGAGCUGGAGUUGGGGGUCGCAGUCAGGGCAGCACCCUGGGCUGAGGCGGCGGCCGCUGCGUCCCUGCGAGAUGGACGGGACAGAAGGUAGCACUGAGCAGCCCGCUGAGCGGUCCCAUCGAAGCAGCGUGUCCUCCGUGGGAGCCCGAGCAGCUGACGUGCUGGUAUAUCUAGCGGAUGACACGGUGGUACCCCUGGCUGUGGAGAACCUGCCAUCCCUGAGUGCCCACGAGCUGCACCGUGCCAUCCGGGAGGUCCUGCAGCUCCCAGAUAGCGCCCUGGAUGCCUUCGCGCUCUGGCUUGUCUCCCCUCUGCUGGAGGUGCAGCUGAAGCCCAAGCACCAGCCCUACAAGCUGGGCCGCCAGUGGCCGGAACUGCUGCUGCGCUUCACCGAUGCCCCGGACGAUGAUGUGGCCACAGAUGAGCCUUCCCUGCAGUUCCGAAGGAACGUGUUUUUCCCAAAGCGGCGGGAGCUCCAGAUCCAUGACGAGGAGGUCCUGCGUCUGCUCUAUGAGGAGGCCAAGGGCAACGUGCUGGCUGCACGGUACCCAUGUGACCUGGAGGACUGCGAGGCCCUGGGCGCCCUGGUGUGCCGUGUGCAGCUUGGGCCCUACCAGCCUGGCCAGCCCACUGCUUGCACCCUGAGGGAGAAGCUGGACUCCUUCCUCCCUGCCCACCUGUGUAAGCGGGGCCACCGGCUCUUUGCUGCCCUUCGGGGCCGGGCAGCCAAGGCUGGGACAGACGAGCAGGGCCUGCUCAACGCCUACCGCAAGGUGAAGGAAGUGGUCAGCAGUGACAGUGAGCGGGAGGCCUCCCUGAGGACCCACUACCGCGCCUACCUCUUCAAGUGCCACGAGCUGCCCUUUUACGGGUGCGCCUUCUUCCACGGUGAGGUUGAUAAGCCGGCCCAGGGCUUUUUGCACAGGAGUGGACGAAAGCCAGUGACUGUGGCCAUCAAUCUAGAGGGCGUACAUGUCAUUGACAGCAGGGAGAAGCACGUCCUGCUGGGCCUGCGCUUCCAGGAGCUGUCGUGGGACCACACCUCCCCCGAGGAGGAGGAGUCUGUCCUGUGGCUGGAGUUCGACGGGAACAACGAGGGCACACCGGUCAACAAGCUCCUCAAGGUCUACUCCAAGCAGGCUGAACUGAUGAGCAGCCUCAUCGAGUACUGCAUCGAGCUGAACCAGGCAGCGGAAUCCGCCGCCCCCCAGGAGAGCCUGUCUGGCCCCGCUUCUGCCCCGGGCUCCUCUCCACCGCCCACUCAGCGUCCCCAGCUGCGGAGGCAGAGCAGCGUGGUGUGCAGCCGCAUCCAGCACCUCUCCACCAUUGACUACGUGGAGGAGGGCGAGCAGAUCAAGCGUGUGAAACCGAAGCGCACCACGUCCUUCUUCGGCCGGCAGCUCUCCAUGGGCCAAGGGAGCUACACCGUGGUGCAGCCGAACGAGAACCUGGAGCAGAGCUGAGGGCGGCAGUGCCAGGCGGGAGGAGGGCACCGGGACUGUCCUUCCUGAGGGGCAGGGCCACUCCCCUUCCUGAGGGGAGGAGGGCUACUUUGGAGCUUAGAGAAGUGACUGCUGUGCCUGAGGCAGUGCCUGGGCUGUGCAGAGCUGGCCGGGGGCUCCCACAGGGUCCCUCUCGUCGCCUGCAUGCCCUUCCUCUGGACUUUGGGCCCUGCUGCCAUCUCAGGACCAUCUGCUCAGGCCCCAGCGCCCCCUCCCACCAGGGACUCGUCAUUGUGUCCUUCUUAAGAUGGACAGUGUCCCCUGCUCUGAAGCCCCAGUGGUGGCUCCCAUGGCACAUGACCAAGGAGUAGGGCUUGGGACCUAAGGGUCAAGUGUAUGUCUAUGGUCUUUUCCCUGGACUUGGGCGACCACAUGCCCUCAUUCCUUCUACCUGCAUUCUAGCCACACUGCCAGGCUGGGCCAUCACUCUGCGGGCUGGAAGGGACCUCCCUGGGUUGAACCGCACAAGAACAGAGAAGGCCAGGCCCCCAUCCACACCCUCCCUGGCUGGAUGGAACUGGAGGGAGCCAGGCAGGGCCCAGCUCGGAGCACCUGUGCUCUUCACUCGGACCUCUCUUGCUGGCAGGAGAUGCUGACCAGAAGGAAAGUGCCUUUUUGCUAUCACUGUGCUAGGAGGUGGCUGUCCUGUGGACCAACAAGCGCACCAGACCCACUCUCCACACUUAGAGAAGCUCCCAAACCCCUUUGGGCUUCAGGUUUUAGUUUUGGUCUUUAUCUGCUUUGCUUCCAUAAAGCCUGUGAACUCUGGGGCAACUCAAGAGAACCCCACAACCUCAGAGCUGAUGGCUUUUUCUCAAAGGUGGAGCUACAGUUUGCAUCUGACCUGACCCUGGGGGCAGGCCCAUGUGCAGGAAGUCCCCAGAACGCCUCUUCCUAUCUCUUCUUUCUCCAGGACAAGUUACAGAGGGUGGGUGUGCUGGCCCAGGGGGAGAUCCUGCCCAGCCCUUGGUCUCCUCCCUGGGCGGGGAGGGGGCUCUCACUGAGCUUCCAGGGACUUUCCACCAGUAAGAGGCAGGCCCAGCUCAGCACAAGGCUUGCUUUGUCUCCCCUUUCUGCUGGGGAACUGUGGGAGAGGAAAUGCAAACCCCUUGUCUCCAGAUACCAGAGCCCACACACCUCCUCCCUUUGGUGACGUUGGAACACUCCAGAUGUUUGAGGUGGGCUUGCCUUCUGGCAGCAGGGACUUUGUUAUUUGUCAUAAUGAUUAGGUGUUCUCAGCCUUUUGGAAUGUCCCAGCCAGAGGACAUCUUAUCUCUCCUUGAGUCGCCCUCACUGGCUGCCCAGCCUGUCUGGCUCCCAGCCCUCUGGUUCCCUUGUCCCACUCAGUGUUUUGAUGUCAGGUGAAUUUUUAUCUGAUGAGCCUGUGGGGUGUGGUGGGUGGGUGUGUGUACACAAAUUACUUGUUUUUACUCUUCAGUCUUCCCCGUUUUCUAAGCAUCCAUUGUGCCUUAACCUUUUCUGCUGGCUCUUUGAGACAAAGAGCAUUUUACUAAAUGCCCUUGGACUUUCUCAUUCUUUUGUACCAUGUGACUUAAUAAUAAAAUCAGUUUCCAGCA